Molecule: messenger RNA, 2293 nt
Organism: Durusdinium trenchii
Lineage: Eukaryota; Dinophyceae; Suessiales; Symbiodiniaceae
Source: the annotation of a GenBank genome assembly
CCUCAGAUUUCCACAUCAAGCUGCAGAACCCGAAGAACCUCGAAGAACCCUCCGGUCCGGUCCGGCGAACGACCGGACCGUCGCGGUGGGCGUGUGUUCGUCGACCGCUGGACGGUUGCCCAUGGUGAUGCACUUUGAAUAUCCGAUCCACUUGGGAAUCGCCUACCUCUUCCUCAUAGGCUACUUGUGGAGCCGCUGCUUCCGCGCGCUGAACCUGCCCGGCGCGGUGGGGAUCAUCGUCAGCGGCUUCAUUUUUUCGCACUUCAUCCAGUCGGAUUUAUUGCAGGGCCGAGACCAUCUGCAGAGCUUGGCCUUCUUCCUGGUGCUGCUCACCGCGGGCUUCGAGAUCUCCAUGGACGAGUUGAAGUUGGAGACCUUUGUCUUUGCGCUCUUCCCGGUGACCCUGGAGCUCGUGGGCAUUAGUGGCUAUGCGGUGGGCGUCCUCGAGUACGGCUGGAUCGAAGGCUUGGUCUUGGGCACCACGCUGUGCUGUUUGGGCGAUGGCUUGGUGAUCCCCAAGAUGGUGGAGCUGAAGAACGAUGUUAGCUUCCAGAAGCUGGGCCUGCCAAGGUUGGUCUUCACCUGGGCUCCUUUGGAGGCCUCCUACGUCCUGACGCUCUUCGGCAUCAUCCAGGGCUUGGCCGAGCCGGCGGAGCAGGAAGGCCAGGGCUCUAUCGUGAAUCUGGUCUUUGCCAACAUUGUGCGAUUAGUGGCCACGCUGGGCUUUGGCUCGCUGAUGGGCUGGGUGGCCGCGUACGUGGUGGUGCUGCGGCGUCAAGGGCCCGAGGGCUGGACGGUGUCCAUGGUCUUCCGGACGCUGCAGCGAGUGCUCCGGCGCGAAGACCAGGAGAGGCCCCCGGAGCCGGAAGAGGAUCCCCAAGGGCCCACGGAGGCGACUGGAGAGGAUCUCUUCUUCUCGGGCAGCAACGUGGAGGCGUACCUGCUGAUCCUCUGCGUGGCGCUGGCGGGCUUCGGGCUCGGCGCCUCCGAGGGCCUCACGCCGGUGCCCAUGCCCUUCAGUGCUGGUUCACUCUUCCAACCGGAGCUGCUGGUGAUCGUCAUCGGCGCCUCGUUCGCCUACUUCGCGGGGCUCUACGACGAUGAGAAGCUGGAGGUGUACCGGCAGGAGCUGCUGAAGGAGGGCAUGAAGGAGGGGUCAGAAGAGCUGGAACUCUUGCUGGAAGAGUUUGAAGAAAGGGAGUCCACCUUGGAAGGUGUCAUGCAAGUAGUGGGUGGCGUUUGGACCUUUGGACAAUUGGUCUUGUUCAGCAUGCUGGGGAGCAAGACCGAUCUGGGCGUUUUUCAGCAGAUCUUCUUCGUGCUGCCCAUCAUGGUGGUGGGCAAGCUCUGCCGCCUGCUGGGGGUGGUGUUAGCCACCUACGGCACCAUCCAUCGGCGAACCUGUGGUCCCGAGGUGCACCAGUGCGAGUGCGUGCAAGUGAACCAGAGGACCUGCUGGCGCGACGCCCAGUUCUGCUUCCUCUCCACGCUGCCGAGGGCGACGAUCCAAGGGGCGCUGGGGCCCAUCCCCAUGAGGGAUCGCUUCUUUAGCUCCGAUCCCUUGAGUCUCGAGCGCACCCAGUUCAUCGCAGCCUCCGCGAGCCGCAGCGGUCGCGCCCGUCGAAACUCGCUCGCGAGCUCGCUCGCGCCGGUGGCGGCGGCUGCGGUGACGCGGCCUGGCAAGUCUUGUCCACUCUGGCGUGGCCACGCAGCUUCGACCUCGAAGCUCGGCGCUUUUGGACGUCCCGAGGAAGUUUAUUCGACGCUGCCGACGGUUGGUAUGGUGGACAUUUUUAUCAGCCACUCUUGGUCAUGCCCAUCUUGGAUGAAGUUCCUCGCAAUGUGCCAAUACUUGAACUUAGACUUUGCCAUCAAAGCCUCUGGCCUGACCUGCAGCCUGGCAAUUACACUUCUAGUCUUCCGCGCAGGAGGUCUCAGUGCCGUGUCGCAGGCCAGUCAAGGCUGGCUCUAUGGCUCCGUCGUUUGUGGCCCCAUUGCUGUGUUCUUGGGCACGUACUUCUUAGGCCACACUUGGCGCCACGAAUCCUUCUGGUUUGACCGGGUGUGUGUGAACCAAGCGGAACUGGGGGAGAAGGCGAGGACCCUGCAAGGGAUCCCGGCAUUUGUUGCUCACUCACAGCACAUGCUGGUCAUUUUGGACAGCUCAUAUUUUGAGAGACUGUGGUGCAACUACGAGGUGGCUGUGGCGGCGAAGACAGCGAAGAUGGUGCACUUGGUGCCUGUCUGGGAACCUGUGUGCGCUUUGGGGGUUCUGGCUUUAGGCCUGGUCUUC